AUGACAAAGCCACAGGCGGUGCCCGCCUCUUUUUUCCCCACGGCCAACUCUUCGGCGGCAACAGGCACGACAUCAGAUUCCCAUCAUGAACUCUCGGAUCACCCAACUGAGAUAUCCGCAAUCUUGGAUCCCUUGAACUCCAACAAACCUCUCAUCGAGUUCGACCAUGCCCUCCGUCACUUCUGUUAUGGAGACGAGACAACUGCGACGACGGUGGAUGCCGUUGCUCCUCCGCAACCAGAGGCUUUCAACGAUCCCUACCUAUUUCCUUACCUGUCCCAUAACGAGUGCCUGCGUUUGACCCUCCUCUGGUACUACACCAGACUCAUUACCAAGAACCAUGUCUUGAUGUCAAAAAUACAGGGGCUUCUCACCAUUGUCCAGAAAUUCAUGGGAUGGGAGUUCGCCCUCGUCGGGUUGGUUGACGAAGCAGUCUUUACUAGACUGGCUGCCAUAAAUAUGCCCCUGGCAAUGCUACCUAGAAGAGAAAGCCCAUGCUCACAUACCAUCAAUCAAGCACCCGGCACCGUCUUCUCCAUCCCCAAUAUGGAAGCCGACUGGCGCUUCAAGUCCUCCCCUUAUGUCGCCAUUGGCGGUUUGCGCAGCUACGCUGGAACGCAGCUCCGAAUCAAAACAGAAAGUGGUGAAGAGGUGGCCCUUGGUUCUUUGUGCAUUGCUUCCAGUUCGGUACAAAAGCCACUGAAUGAAGACCAGAAAUCAUCCUUAGUACGAUUUGCCGAAAUCAUCACCAUGGAGCUCGUCGAUACGUUACGACAAAAUCGGAUCCGAGAAAAAGAACAAAAGUUGGAACUCUUGCUGAAGCUGAAAGAAGCAACCGAUAUCUCGGAAACGGACCUUAAAGAUCGACUCAUCGCAUUGAUCCAAUCCUUUUACCCUGAUGCCUCUGUAACAAUACAAACCUCCCAAGAGCACGCUGUAUCUUUAGGCGGAGAUUUGAAGAUCAACUUUAAGGCUGUAAGAGCCGGUCUUUGGGAGGAUACUGCCCUGAUUUAUAAAUUGAUCCAGACUUUAAACCAUGCCAAAUUACAUUCCAAGCAAACGGUCCGUUCAAUAGUGGGCAAAUGUGGACAUUUCAAUGUCUUCGUGGUGGUUGCCUCUUGCAAUAUCCAACAUGUCUUUGACGACUAUGAUGCCUGGUUCAUCGAAACAUGCGCCCAAAUCAUGACUGAUUCUAUCCAUCGAAGAGAGCUCCAGGAGGCCUUACUCGCCAAAGAGGCUUUUUUGCGUGGCAUUACUCACCAACUAAGAACACCUAUUCAUGGACUGCUUGCUUCCAGUGAAUUACUCGGAGAAGUUUUGGCAUCUCCAGGAAUGUCCACUACGACGGGUCAAGAACUACAAAGAUCCAUUCAAGAAUCGGCUUUGGCACAUGUGGGGACAAUCCAACAGUCAGGAAUUCAACUGAUGGCCACCGUCAACGAUUUACUCAAAUUCAACUCCUGGUCUCGAAAUAUGGCUAACGACCUGAAACCAACAUUAUAUGAUCUUCAUCUCCUGGAAAAGGAUGUCAUGGAUCGCCUGCGAGAAUCAAUUUCGGAACCUCUCAAUUCCGAUGUCAUGUUAUCUUUUGAAGUAAGAUUGGCCCCAGAAAGAGACCUGGUCAUGAUUGACGCCGGCAUUCUCCAAGACGCUCUCCAGCCACUUAUUGUGAACGCGUUGCAGGCAACAACAUCUGGUAGCAUUACAAUCAGAGUGUCUGCAGGCUCAGAAAGCUCAACCUUGCAAUUCGAAAUUCUCGAUACCGGUUCUGGCAUUCCGUCCGCUGAUCGCGCGCGGAUUUUCCAGCCUUUUGAGAAGGGUUCGAUCUCGAUUCACCAAAAUGGAGUAGGACUUGGUCUUACAUUGGCAGUUAAGGCGGCACACCUAUUGGGUGGUGCGAUUCGUCUUGUGUCAUCGGAGGUUGGGACAGGAUCUCAUUUCCUGAUCGAGAUUCCAGACUUGGUUUUUGUGACGAAAGAAACUGUGCCUGAGAAGUAUCUCGAAAAUGAAGACUCAGCGCAGCGAAAUGCGACAUCACAGUUGCAAGCGAGCACCAUCAGCACGGAAAGUGACCCAAUCCCAACCCUCUGCUCACUUACUCUUACAACUCAAAUUGUCGGGAAAACCCCUACAUCACCAAGAGCUCUUCUGGUAGACGAUAAUGCCAUCAAUCUUAAAGUCCUCCGAAUGUAUUGCGAGAAGAGAGCUAUCCCAUAUCUACUGGCAACAAAUGGACAGGAAGCAAUUGACCAGUUCAAAAUGGCCCAGGAAACUGAUACAAGUCCAAUAAACCUUAUAUUAAUGGACCUCCAAAUGCCUGUCUGUGGUGGGCUAGAAGCGUGUACUUCGAUCCGAGCGUUUGAAGCCGCCAAUGCCUUGCCCCCAUCAAAGAUUUUCAUAAUCACAGGUCAGGAUUCACGGAAUGAUCGUCUUCGCUCGGUGGAAGCGGGAUCAGACGAAUUCCUGGUCAAACCCGUAAGUCUGAAGCUUCUAGACAAACACCUCGCCAAAUACAAUUUUAGAUGA
This is a messenger RNA of Exophiala bonariae, 2526 nucleotides long. RefSeq lists its product as uncharacterized. Gene Ontology annotation, molecular function: histidine phosphotransfer kinase activity; phosphorelay sensor kinase activity. Gene Ontology annotation, biological process: phosphorelay signal transduction system; protein autophosphorylation. The transcript has a single exon. The record is from RefSeq and is a predicted model, not a curated record. Gene Ontology annotation, cellular component: plasma membrane. Lineage: Eukaryota; Fungi; Ascomycota; Eurotiomycetes; Chaetothyriales; Herpotrichiellaceae. The coding region runs from base 1 to 2526 and encodes 841 amino acids.